This is a messenger RNA of Haemorhous mexicanus (house finch), 1697 nucleotides long. RefSeq names its product RNA pseudouridine synthase D4 (gene RPUSD4). The coding region runs from base 565 to 1416 and encodes 283 amino acids. Lineage: Eukaryota; Metazoa; Chordata; Aves; Passeriformes; Fringillidae. Gene Ontology annotation, biological process: pseudouridine synthesis. The record is from RefSeq and is a predicted model, not a curated record. Gene Ontology annotation, molecular function: RNA binding; pseudouridine synthase activity. The transcript has 7 exons.
CGGGCGGGUACGGGGAGCGAAACUCGCGGGUGAGGGAUCGGGAGGGACGGGAGAAUACUCAUCCAGUUCCACCCGCUGCCAGGGGCAGGGACACCCUCCCCUAGGCCGGGGUGCUCCCAGCUCCUUCCAAACCUGGCCUUGGGCACUCCCAAGGGUGGGGCAGUGCUCUGGGCAACUUGUGUCAGGGCCUCACUACCUUCACAGGGAACAUUUCUUCCCAGUAUUCCCUCUAAUUCCGUGUUUUGUCGGUGUGAAGCUAUUCUCUCUUAUCCUGUCACUCCAGGCCCUUGUCCUCAGUCCCUGUCCAGCUCUCCAGGAGAGCUCAGAGCCCCUUCAGGCCCUGCAAAGGGCUCUGAGCUCUCCUGGAGCCUUCUCCUCUCCAGAUAAACACCCCCAGCUCUCCCAGCCUGGAUCCAGAGCAGAGGGACUCCAGAUCUUGGAGCAUCUCCGUGGCCUCCUCUGGGCUCCAGCAGCUCCAGCUCCUUCCUGUGCUGGGAGCCCCGAGCUGGAGCUCUGCAGAUCCCCAAGGACCCGACACGGCGAUGGCUCCGGGAACUUGCUGCAAUGAGCCAGCAGCUCCAGCAGGUUCACCCCAACGUCCUGGCCAAGAUCCUUAAGCAGAGAACUCUAUACCAGAAUGAGGAGAUCGUGGUGAUAGACAAACCUUAUGGGCUCCCUGUGCAUGGUGGCCCCGGCAUCAAGAACUGCAUCGCUGAUGUGCUGCCCAUUUUGGCCAAGAUGCUGGAGAACAUGAAAGCUGAGCCCCUCCACCUCUGCCACCGGUUGGACAAGGAGACCACGGGUGUGAUGGUGCUGGCACGGAGCAAGGAGGCAGCAGAGAAGAUUCGUCUGCUCUUCAAAACCCGUCAGGUGGAGAAGAUCUAUUGGGCAAUUGUCCUGGGGGACCCGGACCCUGUUGAGGGCGUUGUGGAGAUCCCCAUUGUGGAAAAGGAGGUGCAGAGCCACCAGUCCCACUACAAAAUGACGCUGGCUCCCAACUACCGCCUGUGUCCGGAGGAUGGCAGGGUGGUGAAAGCCCGCGGGAAGCGGCACGCCGAGCGCGCAGUGACGCGCUACCGCCGGCUGGCCGCUGCCUCCGCCUGCUCGCUGCUGGAGCUCCAGCCCAUCACUGGGGUGAAGCACCAGAUCCGGGUUCACCUGGCCUAUGGCUUGGGAUGCCCCAUCCUCGGGGAUCACAAAUACUCACACUGGAGCAAACUGGCGCCCCAGAAGCUUCCUGAGCUCACCCUGAGGAGGCUGAAGCUGGAGCAGAGCAAGGCUCGGCACCUGCCCCUGCACCUGCACGCCCACCGGCUCUGCCUGCCCCUGGGCCAGCCCUUAGACUUUGUCUGCAAGCUGCCCCUCUUCUUCCAAAAAACUCUGAGGAAGCUAGAGCUGGACAUCCCUAAGGACUGACAAGGCAGGACUGGAAUGGUGCCAUGUAUCUCCAGAUCUCCAGCACGUGGCAGCAGCUGUGCCCACCUAGGAGCCAGUGGUGGGGUGAAGCCUGCAGUCUUUGUCUGGUGCUGAUGUUGCUGGAUUCAGAGUGGGUGCCUACAUGUGCUUCUGGCCCAGGAAAGCAGCUGGACACAAUGAGGAGCCUCUAGUAGAGACGAACAAGGCUGUGUGAAAAUUGGGCUUUGCCUGAUUUGUGUUUUAAACUUGUGUCUGGGCAAUAAAAGUUCGAGUUCCCUUGA